Poecilia latipinna (sailfin molly) is the source of this 910-nucleotide messenger RNA. RefSeq names its product histone H3.3. The transcript has 4 exons. The record is from RefSeq and is a predicted model, not a curated record. NCBI's taxonomy places the organism in Eukaryota, Metazoa, Chordata, Actinopteri, Cyprinodontiformes, Poeciliidae. Gene Ontology annotation, cellular component: nucleosome. Bases 166 to 576 code for a protein of 136 amino acids. Gene Ontology annotation, molecular function: DNA binding; structural constituent of chromatin; protein heterodimerization activity.
UUACUGCCAAAUGCAUGAUGGGAAAUGAGUCCCUUCUUGCUUUCCUAUGUUCAUUUUCUUUUUUUCCCUCCCCGCAUAUUAUUGCGAGAACAACGCUUUAGAGACUGAAGAAUAAAUUCGCAUUUUGAAGCCGAAAUCUGUCUCUGACUCCCCAAAGUAACAGCCAUGGCUCGUACCAAGCAGACCGCCCGUAAGUCCACUGGAGGCAAAGCUCCACGUAAGCAGCUGGCCACAAAGGCAGCGCGUAAGAGUGCCCCUUCCACUGGUGGGGUUAAGAAGCCCCAUCGUUACAGGCCUGGUACUGUGGCUCUGCGUGAGAUCCGUCGUUAUCAGAAGUCCACUGAGCUGCUGAUCCGUAAGUUGCCCUUCCAGCGUCUGGUGAGAGAGAUCGCCCAGGACUUCAAGACCGACCUGCGCUUCCAGAGCGCAGCCAUUGGAGCCCUGCAGGAGGCCAGCGAGGCUUACCUUGUGGGUCUCUUUGAGGACACCAACCUGUGCGCCAUCCACGCCAAGCGUGUCACCAUCAUGCCCAAAGACAUCCAGCUGGCACGUCGCAUCCGUGGAGAGCGUGCCUAAAGACGUUUCCUGACCUAUGAUAUUCUGUCCUCUCAUUUUCCUUCUUCUAUAUCUAGUAGUUUGGUUUGAGGUUCUAUAUAUAAAUAUCUAUAUCAUAUGAUUGUGAUAACCGUAAUUGUGUGAUUAUGUCUUCUGUGGUGCUACUAGUAGCAGAUUUUCCAUAGCAGUAUCAUCAACUAUGCUUCAAACUUUUAAUCUUAGUUCCAGUUAGUAAAAACACAGGAACACCUUGUUACCUCGACAAAUAAGGUGUUUUUGGGGGAAAUAAAUAAUGUUUUAUCUGAAAGGGGCAUAGGAAUUAGCAUUAAGGUGGACAUUUUCAUUCGAGAGCGGU